GGGGAGCUCAGCCCAGGGCGUUGCCACCGCCUUAUAUAAACUCGGAAACUUUCAACGUCUUCGCUCGCAUCACACUGCACAGUCGUAUACGCUGCUCGUCUCACAAUGUCCAAACAGUGCGGAGGUCCAGGUGCGGGUGCAGGUGCAGGUGCAGGUGCCAGAGAACCCACUGCACUGGAAAAAUGCAUGCAGGGUAUAAUUGAGGUCUUUCACAAGUAUGCAGAUUCGGAUAAAGACUGUCAAUACCUGAGCAACAAGGAGUUUAAAGAAAUGCUGAAAAACGAGCUGCCAUCUUUCAUUGCGGCCCAGAAGGACCCAAAUGUUGUGGACAAUUUGAUAAGAAGUCUGGAUGAUAACAAUGACAACAAAGUGGACUUCAAGGAGUUUUUGAAUCUGAUUGCAGGGCUCUCCUUCUCGUGUGAGAGGAUGUAUGCACAGAAGAAGAUGAAAAAGUGAAUCUGCCUCUGGCAAUGUGUACAAAAUGGGCAGACUUUGUCUUUUAUACCAAUAAACAGAUUGUCUGGCUUUGUCA
Messenger RNA from Polypterus senegalus (gray bichir), 532 nucleotides. Its product is annotated as protein S100-A11-like. Gene Ontology annotation, molecular function: calcium ion binding; transition metal ion binding. Lineage: Eukaryota; Metazoa; Chordata; Cladistia; Polypteriformes; Polypteridae. The coding region runs from base 106 to 456 and encodes 116 amino acids. The transcript is spliced from 3 exons. The record is from RefSeq and is a predicted model, not a curated record.